Molecule: messenger RNA, 722 nt
Organism: Rattus norvegicus (Norway rat)
Lineage: Eukaryota; Metazoa; Chordata; Mammalia; Rodentia; Muridae
Gene: Obp2bl1
Product: odorant binding protein 2B like 1
Cellular component (GO): extracellular region
Molecular function (GO): small molecule binding
Source: RefSeq, a predicted model, not a curated record
CUGGUCAUCAGGUGGGGCUUCCUGAGCCUUCAGGACAGCCAUCAGCCCCAGCAGCAGGACGGUGAGGAGCCGGCUCUUCAUCUCCAGUCACUGGGCUCUCACACAAGGCAGCUCACCCUGGAAGUGUGUGCUCUGGUUCCUCACAGGACACACACAGAUGGGAAGAGAUUCAUGAAAGUGUUCCCUAUGACUGUGACAGCCCUGGAAGGAGGGGACUUAGAGGUCCAGAUGACAUUCCGGGGGAAGGGUCAUUGUCAUUUGAGACGAAUUACAAUGCACAAAACUGAUGAGCCUGGCAAGUACACUACCUUCAAAGGCAAGAAGACCUUCUAUAUUAAGGAGAUUCCUGUAAAGGACCACUACAUCUUCUACAUUAAAGGCCAGCGCCAUGGGAAAUCAUAUCUGAAGGGGAAACUCGUGGGGAGAGACUCUAAGGACAACCCAGAGGCCAUGGAGGAAUUCAAGAAAUUUGUAAAGAGCAAGGGAUUCAGAGAAGAAAACAUUACUGUCCCUGAGCUGUUGGAUAAGUGUGUGCCUGGCAGUGACUAGGCUGCCCAUCAGGGAUAGAGUUGCUGAUCCUGCCCUAAUGCUGACUCAGUUCUGAUACAUCCUGGGAGCUCCCGAACUCCAGACGACUUUCCUCACCUUCAUGGAUGGACUUCCCUUCCACCUCGGCUUCACCCACCCCAGCACAGCUUCUCCUAAUAAAGCACUUCAACAUC